GUUUUUUUUUUCUCGCGUGGAAAAAUAAUACAGUAGCUUGUUGGUAUACAUACAACACACUGCCGAUGAAUCAGUAGGGAGUCGUCCGUAGUUCAUAGUACCCAGCCCUCAAAAUUUAAGCAUAUAUAGGUCUGAUGUUCCUACGUUACUGUAUCAUUUACCGAGAUACUUUACUUUGCGAAAAAUGAAGAUGAGGAUGCCCGACGCACUCCAUUGUGUGCUCGCACUGCUCUUCCUAUGGAUGGCAACGGUGCAAGCAUCCGGCCCGCAGAGAAGCCGAGCGGCGAACGCCACAGCUCCAUCUGCCGCCACGCUCGCUGCUUGUCCAAAGGGCUGUGGCGACCUGAGAUUCGAAUACCCCUUCGGCGUUGGGGCCGGCUGCUUCCGGCAACCAGACUUCGAACUCAUCUGCGACCAUCACGACAAGACGAUGCCUCAUCGACUUUUCCUCCACGACGGCACCACGGAGGUCAUCAACGACAUCAUCGCCCCAGGUUUUGGUUCUUACAACCGCUACCAGGAUGUUGAUAUACAGUUUUCACAUGUCAUCAGCUUGAAAUCUGGUUUGAAUGAGUACACCAUGUCCUGGAAAGCACCUGGGAGGUCCUUCAACCUUGAUACUGCAUAUUUUGAUAUCACUGGUUGCGACUUUGAUAUCUACCAGCUCGAUCGUGACCUGAACACGGGCCAGAGGCUUUGCACAGCUAGUUGUCCGAAUGAGCAAAUCACGGAUCUAGUGGCCCGGGAGAGCUGCAACGGUACAGGAUGUUGCUCUAUUAUGCUGGGAGAAAGUGAUUUCGAUCUCAAGUUUGUAGCCCACAGGGUAGAGAAGGACCAGCCGCCACGCCAUAAGAGGAGCACCCUUUGGGAUAGAAUCAAUGUGACUUCCACGUCUUUUGGUCUCACUUGGACCAUCGCGGAUGAAACAUCAUGCUCCGCCGCAUUGGACAAUAUGACCAACUAUGCCUGCGUUAGCAGCCACAGCGUGUGCAUGCCUAACAACCUCGAGUCAAUAAUCGGUUACAUGUGUGCCUGUGAUGCAGGCUAUGCAGGCAAUGCUUAUAUAAUGAUGGAUGUUAUCGCGACAAAGGCUAUAAUCCAGUUCAACAGAAAUCUAAUUGCACUCGAAACUGCGGGAACAUCAGCGUUCCUUUUCCGUUUGGUCUAGAAGAAGGUUGUUUUGCUAGGGAGUCAUUUCAUCUCAAGUGCACAGACAUGACAUCAUCAACCCUGCAAUUUGGGUAUGAACGGGGAGACGAACAAUACAUAACUUACAUCAGUAUUAGCGAGGGUCAUGUGAGCUUUAAAUACACAUCAGAUUAUAUGGAACCAUUCAUCAGAUCGCUCAUAGAUAAUGAGCCUAAUCUCUACAAUGGUUUAGGGGAGUCCGCCUCUGUUCAGUGGGCAGUCGCUAAUCUAACCUGCCAGGAGGCACGUCUCAACAGUUCAGGGUAUGCUUGUGUGAGCGUCAAUAGCAUUUGCCUGGGCGUCAGCUCCACGAAUGAGUACACAAAUGUAUAUAUUGGUUAUCGUUGUAUGUGCAAGGACGGAUUUCAAGGAAACCCAUAUAUUCCAAGUGGUUGUGAAGGGCAAAAAUGGUUAUAAUAGGAGGAGAUGCGGGUGGCAAUGAAGGAGAUCGUUCUGGAAGUCAACCUCUUCGCCGGAACUCGAAGCGUCCUGCUAAUCGCCAGCCACGACUUGCGCAGAGUGUUGAGCAGGGAGAGGAUGUUGAGGAUGUUGAUCAGUUCCGUGUUGUAAAGCGGACUAGACGUGCAGCACUUGGCAAGGGAGCUGAGUCAUCUUCUAGGGCAGCAGUUGCUGGAGAAGCUAUCGCAUCUUCCGCAGCAGAUGCUGAGGGCAGCGGCGAAGGAGUUGAGGUGGCUCCAGGGGAAGAUGUGGAGCGACCAUCACAAGCAGGUAGGAUAAGGGCAUCACCAGCGCGCUUUGCAAAUUUCAACGCCUCUCUAACUCCACUACAGAAAUCAGAGCUAGUUUCGAGGUCGGUCGGGGGGCUAUUGAACUUAUCAGACACACUUCUAGCGGACCUCACUAAGUUCCUGGUGCAGUCCUACCAGCCACAGACCUCUGAAAUGGUUUUCCCAGGAAGGGGAAGGAUCCGUGUUGAUGCUGACAGUGUUCAGAGGGUAUUUGAUCUCCCAAACAAGGGUCCAAAAGUCAGAUAUUUAGUUGACAAGGAUGCCACUAGGAGAUUCAGACAGGCUUUCAACAUAACUGGAAAUUCUCAUCCCCAGAUCACUACAUGGCUCAAGAUGAUUGAGCAUAUGGCUAGAAGAACGGAUGACCCAUUUUUUAUGGCCUGGCUUGCGGUUGCCUUCAGUACUUUUCUAGCACCAACCACGGCCUUGAAGCUCAGCCCAAAGUGUUAUGGACUUGUGCUAGAUCAUCAAAUGCUAAAGAAUACAAACAUCUGCCUCUUUGUAGCAGAACACAUUAACGAAGCUUUCCGAAACAUGGACCAGGAGAAGCAAACUGUUUGCUGCUGCUUGUAUCACUUGAUGAUACUAUACCUUGAUGUGCUCGUACAUGACAUCCCAGUAAGCAACUGCGCGAUACGAUCGAAUGCAUGGGAUAGUACUCUAAUUGCCAAGGUGAUCAAGAAGGAUACUAUCUCUCCUGGUGUGUUCGGCAAAUUACAACUUAAAGAGGAGUAUAGAGGCACGGAGCAGACACCACUGUUUGGUGGAAUUUUGCAAGCUGAAGCAUUUGUGGCAUCCAAGUUACCAAUGACAUACAAUCCGCAGAAAAAGGCAAUAAUUGCGAAAGUGGUCAAUGAGCUAUGCAAGGCUGUAACUGAACAGGUUGGCACCUUCAUUAAAGAAGUUGCCAAGAUUGAUGACGAGGAACCAGAUAUUGAUCCUUACGUACAGCAGCCAUCAAUGCAAACUGGGGCAUCACGCCGUGCUCCAAAAAGAAAGAGACGGCGGUCAACUAUACAAGAAGAAGAAGAAUUUGUUGAGGAUGAUUCAGAAGAAGAUGAGGAAAUGGGAGCAGCGAUAGAUGCUGACGACGAUGAGGAGACAGAUGCGGAUGAAUCAGAGGAGGAGGACAAGGAUGAGGAUGACAAUGAAGAAGAUGCAGAGGAGGAGGAGGAUGAGGAGGAAGAGGAGGAGGAGGAGGAGGAGGAGGACAAACAAGAAGAGGACAAAGGAGAGGAGGAGAACAAGGAAGAAGAUAGUGAUGCAGAGGAGGAGGAAGAAGAAGGUGAGGCCAGAGAGGGGGACGGGGACAAAGGGGCAGCAGUUGAUGGCAGUGAGAGGGGAGAAGACAAAGGCGCAGCAGCUGAUGGCAGUGAGAGGGAAGAAGACGAGGAUGAAGAAGACGAGGAUGAUUAUGGUGAUGAUAAAGGGGGAUCCAAUGGAGGCAGCGACAACAGCUAUGACGAUGAUGAUGACAACGCUCCUGGUUCUGGUGGUACAGGUGGCAACACAUCCAGGAGGACUAGCACUCACGCCACCCCUGCGAGCAGCAGCAAUUCAUUGAGUAGCAGGAGCACACUACAGUUGUUGAUUGACAAGACUUGCUGGAAAGACAAGGAUUUGCCAAAGUCAAAGAAAAAUGACGAAGCAGAGUCUCAGGGAAGCAUUGAUAUGUUCAAGCUCUGCAACUUGAAGCCAGCUUUGCCAACCACCUUUCCCGUGCCAGAUUUCAGCGACAAAGAUAUGUGUGAGAAGAUCAACUUUGCCAUUGACAAGAGCCUGUUCUUAUCAACUGAUGCUGAAAAGAAUCAAAUUGACAUGGAGGAAGCAGGGAAGGGUCUUGACUGGGUUCAUUCAAAGCAAAAAUACAAGGAAUAUUUAAAGCAGCUCCCAGACCUAAGCUCCAGCAAGAGCAAGGCAGCAUCCACGGCAAACCCUCACGUGGUCCAGAAGUGUAAAGCAGUUUCAAUGAAGAAGAAUCUGCAGUUGCCUCAAACCAAGGAGAAGAUGGUGAGUGAAGAUGCUGAAGUAAAUAUGGUCAAGGAAGUUGUGCUUCAAACUGAUAUGCCAACAGUAGUGAGCAGAGAGCCAACCAAUGUCAGAGAAGUUCAACAGAUCAAGGGGAAGACUCCCCUUUCAACAGUCCCACCAAAACCACCUAAGCAAAAGAUUGUCAAGUUUGCCAGGGGCGCAAAGGGGGAGCAGGCCACAAAAGAUUUGGGGUUCAGAGACGAGAGAGAGCUGCGAGCCGCAGCCAUUGAUGCAGGGGUGCCAAGUUCUGCCAGGUUGCUGCCAACUCAGACUGGAAAGAUGCCAACUACAGAUACCAGUGUGCCAACUGAUGUGUCAGUUAGCAGUAUGGUCACAGUCAAAACCACCACAGCUGGUCAGGAAGGCACCACUGCAACUGCAAGUCCCAAGAUGCCUACUGAUAGAGAUGCUUCAAUGCCAAACACAAAAGGAGGUGAUCCAACUAUCAAAGUGCCGUCCCCAAGAGUUGUCUUUCAGCAACCAUUAACACAAGAGGAGGUGUUCGACAUUAUAAGUAGGUGCAAGCCUCCAAGGCCACCAACUACAACACUAUUGCGAACCAAGUCAGUGAAUGAUGCACCCAUGUUUGUGCCGCAAGGAGAUGCCCUGGUCCUUGAACCCUUACGAAGAUCAAACUCUUAUCAUGGUGACGGGUUCUGUGAUGCACCAUCUUUUGACCUCGGCAUAGAUGGUGAUGCUCCAGCACCUGCUCCAGCAGUAGAUACAGCAGAAGCCAGUGUGAUUAGCAUCGAUGAGUGUGAGUUAGACCCAGCAGCUGUGAAUAAAGGAUGUGAUGCUGCUGAUGUUGGCAAGGCAAUAUCUCAAGAACUAGAUGUUGGUUCACCAGAGAAUUGCCACACCCUGAUAUGCGCAGAACCAGAACUUGGCACGAGCAGUUCUUCGGGGCCACCUCUUGCACGAAGACAGAGGAGGGUAAGAAGGCCUGCAGCAUCUCAAAGGUCUCCAUUCAUCGACUACAACAAGAACAAGACUUUCAGCACCAAUGAGGUAGUGAACAAGCUUUACGCUGCCCUCUUGUAUUGGGUCAGGCAUCACAAAGGAGCAAAUGAUGGAGCUACCAGCCCUGAGAUAAUCAGGUAUGGUGCUUUCUACAUUUCUUUAAAGGAGUUCGUUGAUUCGAUGAAGCCGGUUCAAUGGUUGUCAAAAAUUGUUAUUGAGACCGGAAUCUUACACAUCACGGAUAACUUACCAGAAGGGUCAAAGAAGGUUGUUAUGCCACUGAGGUUUUCUAUAAAAUUACAGCAAGGGAUCCACAAUGUGGAUGAGAUGAACAAGAAGUUUGAUUACAAGAACCGUCUCGACAAGAAAGACUUGGUCAUGCUGCCAGUGCUCGAGUGCGCAGAUGUAACCGAUAAGGACGGAGGGAGGCAUUAUUGGGUCUUCAGUGUCAACUUGAGGGACGGACGCUUCGAAGUUCUUGAUUCAAGCAGGACGCUGGACAACAUUGAGCUGAUGAACAACGCCUCUACCAUUGCGGGGGCAGUACGCCAGCUAUGGAGGAAGCAUUACCCAAAGUUCAGCAUCGAGCACUUCCAGAUUAUUGACAUUGACGUACCGAAGCAGCUUGGCAAUAAUGAGUGUGGGUUAUUCGCACUGCUUAACGCCACCGAGUGGAAUGGUAGCCAACUGCCCAACUACGACCCCAAGGAAGUACUCAACAUCAGGAAGAAGAUGACGUAUGAUUGGGUCACCGGCGUGCACAACACCGCCCCAUGGAGGAAGUUGCUGAGAUACGACAAGGAGUUGGUCAGUACUAUUUUUUUUCUGCUCCAUGGAGGAAGUUUCUGGUUUGUACAAUUUUAUUAAGUAGAUUUUGUAGUUGCACACUGCUAGUAAUUGCGUUUGCAACUCAAUAUCAUCACUUUUGUUGAUACAUUAGGAGCACUGGAUAUACAAUUGUUCAACAACUAAAUAUUUAACCAGUUGCCAACAAAGGCACAAAUAGCAACUUUUUUUUACACAGUGCAUGAACUAAUUCAAGCAGCAUAAAUUAGAUAAAGAGGAAUCAUAGAUGUUGAAUGUGUCCACUUGGUCCCAACAUUGCUAAAAAAGACAUCAUUA
Triticum aestivum (bread wheat) is the source of this 6050-nucleotide messenger RNA. RefSeq lists its product as uncharacterized. Gene Ontology annotation, biological process: proteolysis. Lineage: Eukaryota; Viridiplantae; Streptophyta; Magnoliopsida; Poales; Poaceae. Bases 1596 to 5795 code for a protein of 1399 amino acids. Gene Ontology annotation, molecular function: cysteine-type peptidase activity. The record is from RefSeq and is a predicted model, not a curated record. The transcript is spliced from 14 exons.